UCCGUAGAUAGUAGACGGUCUCUGACUGUCGAACGCGGAGGUACCACCCGGCGGAUCUCGUAGGCGGGUCCAAAUCUGUGCAUGUUGCAUGGACACGUGUUCCCUCGCCAGAGUCCGUGUGGCGUUCCCCCUCUCCCCUGUAUCUCACUAAUAGCCCCACGGUACCCCAUAGGUGUUUAGGCCUUAGGCCUUCGUGGUAGUUGGAGUAUAAAAAAAAACCUACAAGAUGUCAUCUUG
Molecule: messenger RNA, 237 nt
Organism: Acanthoscelides obtectus
Lineage: Eukaryota; Metazoa; Arthropoda; Insecta; Coleoptera; Chrysomelidae
Source: the annotation of a GenBank genome assembly